AUGGCCUCGACGGCUCAGAAGAUUGACUCUGAUUAUCGAGUUGCAAAAUCUCUCCCGUUUGAACUACGCCAACAUUGUGCUAUCUAUUUUGAAGAGAAACUAUAUUCUCAAGCUUUGAGCCUUCUAUUAAAUCUAUUGACCUGUGGCACCACUAUCCAUGCCCCGGCCUUGGUUCCAGCACCCCAGCAUUUGGCGCUUGCUGCAACAAUCCUAGUUCACCCCUCCACGACUACCCAAGCCAAAUCGAAAGAGGAGGCGGACGCCGCUGGCGCCGCAUUGCAGCUCCUGCGUCUGACCCUUGAGCUAGUGGGGCCGAUCUCUGCAAAAUUUGACAUUGCUUUUACUUUCAAACAUUUUAGUUCAUCAAGACAUGGCGGCCAGUGGCGAAGCGAAGAGACCACCACAUCUGGGUUUGGAUUCGAUGACGAUGAGACGCCAUUAAACUUGGACGUUGCAAGGUCGAAAUCUUUGUGGUCUCGAGCGGAAGACUUUUGGCAUAUUGUCGGUUGGGCAUUCAAUUGCUCGGUCCUGUAUCCACGGCGCUGGGAGAGAUGGCAGACAUGGCUGGAUUUCAUGUGCUUGGCCAUGGAAGUGGACUGGAUGCAACGCGAGAGUGCGAUUAAUGCAGACCGAGAAGGGGAUUUAGAAACCGUUAUGAAGGAAAGCUUGGUAUGGAAAUUUAUCUCAACAAGCCAUGCUGGCAACGGGCGAGAUCGCCGUAUGUUGCGGGCUAUAUUUGCCGAUGGCAGUGGCACAUCGUUAACCGAAUUUCGCGAAGUUUUCAAAAAUGAGCUGAAGGAGCUAAACCAAGAGGAUAAAACUCCCAGUGCGAAGAGAAGGACCGAAGUAAACAUAGACGAAGACGAAUAUGGUGAUUACCUGUCUGAAGGUGAAGAUGACUCGGACGCACCAGACAAAUAUACAAGAACUCGGGCAAAACGUGCUCGUGUGGGCACAAGAGCCUCUGACCCUACUGUUGCUGAAACAGAAGCAGAAACAAAGGAUUUGACAGACGGUGAUAAAUUGAGAGAAGAGAUAGCAGCUUCCGGUGGUUUUCAGUCCCUCGCGCUCCGUCAGCGCCUAUUAGCUCUUCUUUCCAGGGUGUCUAAUGCUAUGCCUAAAACCUUUAUGAAUCUUGAUGCGCUCUACAUUCUGUACGUUGAAAACAUUCGACACCUGCCUCUGCCCGUUUUUCAAGCCUUCGUUUCUCCAACGAUCCUUCCGUGGUUCCAGCCACAUGCGCAAAGUACGCUAUGUGAAGCGCUGCUUUGGCGGAUGCGCGAGACGUCGGGGCCCGACUCAUCUGAUGAUUAUCUCAAUCAGAAGAAGCUCCAAGAAUGCUACCUGCCAUAUGCCGCAAGUACUGCAAGCGCAGUAGACAAUGCCAAACUAUCGAUCCUUCUAGAAUCGCUAAUCGUACUUCUGGCCAACAACGAUUUGCUUCGCAAUACCCCUAUACUCAGAGAAGCUGUUAUUACGGGCAACACCAGGCGAAUAGUCAAAGCCGAGGCUGAAAUUCGCCGUAAUAAAGCAAGCCGUGAGCUUGAGGACGAAGAAUGGACCUGGCUCGUUGAGAGUGCAGAUCGAUUGCUAUAUCUCGUUCAAGAGUUACUGCCAAUGGAAGGGUUGUCAAACGAUGAAUAA
Talaromyces atroroseus is the source of this 1644-nucleotide messenger RNA. RefSeq lists its product as hypothetical. The transcript has 2 exons. Lineage: Eukaryota; Fungi; Ascomycota; Eurotiomycetes; Eurotiales; Trichocomaceae. The record is from RefSeq and is a predicted model, not a curated record. Bases 1 to 1644 code for a protein of 547 amino acids.